Messenger RNA from Amorphotheca resinae ATCC 22711, 1242 nucleotides. RefSeq lists its product as hypothetical. The record is from RefSeq and is a predicted model, not a curated record. NCBI's taxonomy places the organism in Eukaryota, Fungi, Ascomycota, Leotiomycetes, Helotiales, Amorphothecaceae. The transcript has 3 exons. The coding region runs from base 200 to 1150 and encodes 316 amino acids.
AUUGCAGCCAACUCAGUCGAGAUUUUACGCCUUAAAACAGCGAUUGAAGAAGUCCAUCGGGAUCAGUAGAAGUAAGGUCCGUGAGAAAAGUACUGCAGGGUUACCACCUGUAGGUAAAACUUCUGCAAAUAGCUGAGGAUAAGACUAAGCAUUUCUUGAUCUAACGGUUUGUGAUAUUUAGCAACCAACGCUUAGCAGAAUGCCUAGGUCCAGGAACAAUCGGUGGGAGCAUAAUGGGGAAGAUAACUGGUAUAAUGAUAAUUCAGGACAAGAGCGACUUGCCCCUGGAGAUGGGAGUUCGCAGCAUAUGAAUUCGAAUCAAAAUUCGACAUUCUCCGAUUCUAGCCCCCAUCUCGGGCCAUUUACUCAAGCCGUGGACGAAACCAUAGCAAAAUUGCGCGCAAGCCAGGAGGCACUUAAGUCACUCGGAGAUUCAUUUACAAAACACUCCCAAGAAAUCAAGAAGAUACCCGAAAUCCAGCAACGGCAUGCUGCUUUGGAGAAGCAGAGCAAACAUAAGGACAUGAAGAUUAAGAAGCAGGAAAACACAAUUGAAACUUUGGUAGGAAAAAUCAGUGCCAAGGAGACGGAGGUCGAGGAAGAAAUGACGAAGUUCAAUAAAGAGAAGGAGGCUUUUGAAGAAGAGCAGGAAAGGAUUCGAAAGGAAGCAGAGACAGCAACGAAGAGGCAAAAGGUGCGAGCAGCAGAGCUGGCAAACGAGCAAGCGAAGGAGGUAGAGAAUCUAAAGGCUGAGCUGAAUACGAAAUACGAGAUGGAUGUGAAAGCCCUGAAAGAAGACAAAGCGAAGUGGGAAACGCAACACGAAGAGGAGCUAACAAGACUGGAGGCAAGCAACCAGGAGAGGACACAGAGAAUCACGGAUCUAGAAACCCAGCUUGAGCGAGCUCGUGAACAAGCAAGGAGAGAUCAGGAAAGAUAUGAAGACAUCGAAGCAGCCAAGAGCAAAUAUAAGUCUGAGAAGGAAGAGUUUGCUACGAAGUUGCAAAAGCUCGAGAAUGAGUUUUCACUAGAUAGCCAUCCAGACGACUUUUACCGGGAUCAAUUUGCGGAGAUAUUCAAGCAGGUUCAAGACGUAUCAUACAAAUUCUUUGACGUGGACUUGAGUGCCAAGGUCCUAGAAAAUAAGUGACUCAAGCAUUAUUCGAAAAAAGCUCAAUGAUAGCGAUCUGUGCUUCAGUCUCGUUCCUAUUUCCAAUAGCGAAGAGUCCCGUUUGCUCCGCA